AUGGUGCAAGUAUCUUCGGAUUUGAAUGCACUAGCGAACCUAGAAGACGCUUUCUUGGCGACAAACAGUUCAGAUCGUGAAGUGCUUGUCAACAGCUAUACUCCAGCAGUAUUACUACCACGUGAUACUGCAACUUAUUUCCAUUAUGAGGGAUCCUUAACUACUCCUCCAUGUACCGAAGGAGUGAACUGGAUAGUCAUGGCUGAGCCUAAAUACGUUCAGCCUGAUGAGCUAAAAUUCUUGCGCCAGCAUCUAACAACGGAAGGAAAGGUUUUGAGUUUCAACUGGAGACCAACACAACCAGUCAAUGACAGAACUGUGUAUCUCAAUAGGUAAGG
This is a messenger RNA of Cylicostephanus goldi, 338 nucleotides long. Lineage: Eukaryota; Metazoa; Nematoda; Chromadorea; Rhabditida; Strongylidae. The record is from the annotation of a GenBank genome assembly.